Molecule: messenger RNA, 1579 nt
Organism: Drosophila innubila
Lineage: Eukaryota; Metazoa; Arthropoda; Insecta; Diptera; Drosophilidae
Exons: 3
Coding region: 66-1355 (429 amino acids)
Biological process (GO): SCF-dependent proteasomal ubiquitin-dependent protein catabolic process
Cellular component (GO): SCF ubiquitin ligase complex
Source: RefSeq, a predicted model, not a curated record
UUAAUUACCUUUUGUUGCAAAUUUAUUAUGUGUUUGUUUUUCACAAUUAGAGCGCUAUCAGAAUUAUGGCGCGUACAACCGACUUUUCGGAUAUUAAUUUUAACUGUUUGCUGUUGAUAUUCAAGCUGCUGUCAAACCUAGAGGAUCAGGUCCAUUUUGCACAGUGCUGUCGAAGAUUUCGUGACGCAUUUGUUUAUUUGCAUCGCCGGCGCUUCGAAGAGAUUGUUGACAGUGAUAUUAAACUAAAGAAUUUAGAUGAUUGGCGUGCCUUUCUGUGGAUGUGCGGUGGCAAUGUGAAAAGAUUGCAGUGCCAACACGAUGACGACCAUCCGUUGCAGGUUCUGCCAUUGGUGGCCAGAUAUUGUGUGCGCCUUGAGAGCCUCACACUCCGAAAUGCGACAGUUGCCAAGUCGCAGCCCUUUUUGCUGCAGCUGAGCACCUUGAGGAAGGUGUAUGUGCGCAAUUACAAAAGCACCAGUAAGGAUCUUAUCAAAUCCAUGCGGUUUCGCUUGCCUUAUAUACAAAACCUUGGUCUGGAGUGCUUUGAUCGUCGGGAACUGCAAGAACUUCGCUAUUUUGUCAAUCUCGAGGAGUUGCAAUUGUACGAUGAGGUGACGCCCUCAGACUUUAUUACCAUCACGAGAUCGCUAAGGAGUCUGCGUACACUACAGCUGCGCAAUGCGAAGAGAUUUCUGACGACACAAACGCUAAAACAACUGGCCACCCAUUGCCAGCAGCUGGAGAAGUUUGCCUUUCAGGAUUGUGAUGCUGAACUCACUGCCCUUACACUAUUUCCGUAUCUAAAAUAUCUGCAACUUUAUUGCCCGGAUAAUCAAAAGACGCGCUUGUUCAAAACGCUAGCCAACAAAUGUGCACCACAUUUGGAAUAUCUGAUAUUGCAUCGCAAGCAAUGGAUCGACGAGGAUCAGGCUCAACACAUUGGCACCAUCAAGUCCCUGAAAUGGCUUGUUUGUAAGCCGCGUAACGAUCGCUGUAUCAAUCUGCUGGGGAAUCUAACUCAACUGGAGUGUUUGUCAGUGCAAUGUGCUCGCGAUAUUGGUGAAACUGAGCUAUUGAAUCUAAUUCGAAACAAUGAUCAGUUGCGUUAUCUAAACAUUUGCUACUGCCUGGGCAUAACAGAUGCAUUCAUCGUGGAUAUGCUCGACAUUCUGGUAAAACGCCACACAAAUCAGCCACUGGAGCUAUAUGCGGCUGCUACAGAUAUUAGGCACGACAUAAUGGAAAAACUGCCAGCUGAUUAUGCGUCCAAAUUGCUUAUACUGUACUUCGAGUGCAGUCAAGGCAUGCGUUCUAGUGAGCAUUAUUAUAGCGAUGAGCCGGAAUUCGAUCGGUAGGCAAUGGAAUCCAAUGCGAUUAUACACAUCAUUCUGCAAUACACAAUAAUUAAUAAUUAUACCAAAGUAUAUACUCACAUUUUUGAUAUGUAAUGUGUGCAUUGUGCACAAUAAUUUCAAUUAUCUUGUUAUUUCACACUUUAAGUGAUCAAUUUUUAAUCCAAUCCAUUUUUGAGGCUUAUUUCUCAAAUAAAUUACAAGUAUUUUAUAUUCCAAAUUAAAAA